Molecule: messenger RNA, 463 nt
Organism: Cooperia oncophora
Lineage: Eukaryota; Metazoa; Nematoda; Chromadorea; Rhabditida; Trichostrongylidae
Source: the annotation of a GenBank genome assembly
AUGGGUACGACCGUUGCCACGAAUGCGUUGCUUGAGCGAAAAGGAGAACGGAUAGCGUUAUUAAUCACCAAAGGAUUCAGAGAUCUCCUCUAUAUAGGCAAUCAGACGCGUCCAAAAAUCUUCGACUUCGAUAUACAAAUUCCAGGGGUUCUGUAUGAGGAAGUAGUUGAGGUGGAUGAGCGCGUCAUCCCAUAUGAUGACAGUUGCCAGCUAGGUGAAAUUGGAUGCGUGCAAGAGACGUUCUUUGGGAGAAAGGUGAUCGUGGAAAAAGAACCUAAUGACGUCGAAGUCAGGGAGAUUCUGAAGGCUAUCAAGUCGAAAGGAAUAAAGAGUGUUGCGGUGGCGUUCCUUCACUCAUUCAUUUAUCCUGCUCAUGAAUUGAAAGUGAAGAAAAUUGCUCAUGAGAUGGGUAUCAAGAGCGUUUCCCUAUCACAUGAAGUGAUGCCAAUGAUCAAGAUUGUUC